Sorghum bicolor (sorghum) is the source of this 1135-nucleotide messenger RNA. Its product is annotated as universal stress protein PHOS32. The coding region runs from base 1 to 876 and encodes 291 amino acids. The record is from RefSeq and is a predicted model, not a curated record. NCBI's taxonomy places the organism in Eukaryota, Viridiplantae, Streptophyta, Magnoliopsida, Poales, Poaceae. The transcript has 4 exons.
AUGUGCGGCGGAGUCGCGAAGGAUGAGGUGGUGGCGGUGGCGAUGGUGCAGCGAGCGCAGGGUCGACGAAGUACGCCGGCAACCGAGUCGGCGCCGACAUCCGCGCCGCGAUGGUUGGUGGAGAUGGACGGCGCGGAGGCGGGCUGUGCGCAGCCCGCUCAGGUGACGGCGUCGGCGUCGGGUACCGAAUCGGCGACUGCGGCUCUAUGCCCAGAGACAGCCAUUGGCUGGCCACCAUGGAUGGUGGCGGUGGUGGGCACGGUGCGUCGCCGUGGAGCGGGCGCCGAGGCCGGGGUGGAGCCUGCAAGGCAAGGACCAGCGCUGGAGGCGCUGGUGGAGUCGGUGCACUCGACGGUGGCGCCGCGGGCGAAGCCGUGGACGACACCACCGAACGCCGUGACGGAGGGGCGACGUUUGCACGGAGGCUGCAGCGGCGGCGACGACAGCGAGCACAGCUAUUACGGGCUGGAGUGGACGCUGCAGCACUUCUUCGCGGCGGGGCAGCCGCAGCAGUACCACCUGGUGGUGCUCACCUCCAAGCCCCCCGCGGCCUCCGUCAUCGGCAUCGCCGGCGUGGGCUCCGUCGAGCUGCUGCCCAAGGUCGAGGCCGACCUCAAGCGCACCGUCGCCAGGGUCAUGGACAAGGCCAAGAAGCUCUGCACCCAGGUGAUCGACGUCAGCUACGAAGCCAUCGAGGGUGACGCCAGGAGCGUCAUCUGCGACGCGGUUGAUCGGCACCACGCCGAGAUCCUGGUCGUCGGCUGCCAUGGCUACAGCAAGUGGAAGAGGGCUGUGCUUGGGAGCGUGAGCGACUACUGCACGCACCACGCGCACUGCACCGUCAUGAUCGUCAAGAAGCCAAAGCACAAGCACUGAGAUACUAUAUAUAUGUGUCUUGGAUUGGAUGUCAAGCGGCUCGAUUUCAGAUCUGUGUAUCUUAACUAUUUAUAUUAGUUGCGCGUGUCAGCAUGAGAAUAAAAUGCUAGCUACGUGUGUGCCUAGAGUAAUGACAUAUACUUCAUCCAGUCUCAAAUAUAGGUAACAUCUAGCCAGAUUUGUACGAGACAAACUAUUCUAAUUUUAACGAGCAAUGUUUAUCAAAAACAGUUUAUAUCAGAGCAAAAUGCUUGCACUA